ACUCUCUCCUCUCGUCUUCAGUCUUUCUAAACUUUCACAGAAGGCCUAAAAUUUCAAAAGUUCCAUUUCGCAAUAACUUUUCCAGAAAAAUCAAAAACUAUAAAUCUGUUGGUUCUCCUCUAAUCUGCAUUUGCGUUGUUAAACCCUAGAUUUCAAAAACAAAUCUAGCUUCUUUUUUCUUUUGAGAUUUAUUUACAUUUUUCUACUCUCUUCUAGGUCUGAAGACUAAAGCUUCGUUCUUUCUAGGGUUCAGACCAAACCCACCAUUGUUGUUCUUUUUCUUAACUUGGGCAAUUUAGGGUUUUCUUGAGGGUAGUAGUGUUCUUCAUAAAGUUUCAAUCUUUCAACUAAAAAAGCCUCAAAACCCCAAUUUGAAAUCUCUGUGUAAUUUCAAAGGUGUUAGAUGCAUGGACGGGAGAGAAGCAAUGGCAUUUCCAGGCUCUCAUCCUCACUACUAUCUCCAAAGAGGAGCCUUUACGAAUCUCUCACCUUCCCAGGCCGCGAGUGGCCUCCACGCGCCGCCGGGGAUGAGGCCGAUGCUAAACCCUAGCGUUCAUCACAACCCUCCGGCCAACAAUCCUGGACCUCUGUUCUCCAUGGCUGACCACCACAGACACUCUGGUUUCGGACACAGCAUUCACAUGGGGAUGUCUUCUUCCUCUGCUGCGGUGGAGCACCAACCGCCGCCGCCGCCGCAGAUGGAGACGCCGAUGGUUAAGAAGAAACGUGGACGGCCGAGGAAGUACGCUCCUGAAGGUCAAGUCUCUUUGGGGCUUUCUCCUAUGCCUUCUUCUUCUUCUUCUGCUAGUAACAGAGCUAAGGACUCUACUGCAAUGACUGAUCCAAAUGCUCCUAAGCGAGCCAGAGGUCGACCUCCUGGAACUGGAAGGAAGCAACGACUCGCUAAUCUUGGUGAGUGGAUGAACACUUCGGCUGGACUUGCUUUUGCACCUCAUGUCAUCAGUGUGGAAGCAGGAGAAGAUGUUGUUUCGAAAGUUAUGGCGUUCUCACAGCAAAGACCUCGGGUUCUUUGUGUAAUGUCAGGGACCGGAACCGUUUCUUCAGUCACUCUGCGUCAACCCGCUACAACAGAGCCUUCUUUAACAUUCGAGGGACGUUUUGAGAUUCUAAGUUUAGGCGGAUCUUACUUGGUGAAUGAAGGUGGUGGACCCAAAAGUCGAACAGGCGGUUUGAGUGUCUCUCUUUCUGGUCCGGAAGGUCAUGUUAUUGGCGGUGGGAUUGGAAUGCUCAUUGCAGCCAGCCUCGUUCAGGUGGUGGCUUGUAGUUUUGUAUACGGAGGAGUUGCAAAGCCUAAUAACACUAACAAGAUUAUCAAACAAGAGAAUAAACCAAAGGAAGAAGAGCACGACAACAGUGAAAUGGAGACAACACCCACUAAUGCACAAGAAGCACCAGUGGCUCAGCAGACGCCACAGAAUUUCUCAGGUCAGGGAAUGAGUGGAUGGCCUGGUUCAGGGGAAGGUUCAGUCUCAGGCUCAGGCUCAGGCAGAUCACUUGACUCUAGCAGAAACCUACUCACAGAUAUUGACUUGACUCGCGGAUGAUUCAAAAACGAAUGAGUAUUUGAUCUUUCUUCCUAUUUACUACCACCACUACCUUCUUAGCUAUUGAAGCAGCAGCAGCAGCAUAUAGAAUGCGAGUGCUGUAAAUAGAUAUCUUUGUUGUUGUAGAUUAUUCUGGGAAUGUUAAAAACCAGAAAUCUCAGAGGACUCGGACAGAUCUCUGAUAUCCUUCUAACAUUGUUAAUGUAACAGAACCCCUCUCUCUCUUUUCAGGUUAUUUAAGGAGAUGUUUGACUA
This is a messenger RNA of Raphanus sativus (radish), 1820 nucleotides long. RefSeq names its product AT-hook motif nuclear-localized protein 5. The record is from RefSeq and is a predicted model, not a curated record. The coding region runs from base 408 to 1565 and encodes 385 amino acids. NCBI's taxonomy places the organism in Eukaryota, Viridiplantae, Streptophyta, Magnoliopsida, Brassicales, Brassicaceae. The transcript has 5 exons. Gene Ontology annotation, molecular function: minor groove of adenine-thymine-rich DNA binding.